AUGAACGGUGCCUUUAAAAUAAGGAGGAGUCAUUUCCCUGAAGUUGAUAAAUCCAGAGGUCAAUUUACUCAAACAAAUUGGUCGGCACAUGCCAAGGCUUUUGAGUGUAUACCAUCCUUGAAUAAUUUUAUGGGCUCCAACUUCCUUUACUCUAUAGAAAGUCAAAAGCCAGGACGAGUUAGAGAAAUAGCUGCAACAAGGUCAAUUGAAAACAGCUCCCCUCUAACUGUGCAAACUUUGGCACGGCCACGAAUUGAAAAGGCUUGGUGUACCCUUAAUCAUUCACUGAAUAAUACCUAUUUGAGACCUGGAAUUACUCCUGCAAUUGAUGAUGGCAGCACUGAUUGUUCAUCUUCGACGAAAGGAUCCAUUGCUAAAGUUACAUCCACUACUGAUGGAUCUUUCUACGCACACAAUCAUCCAGAGCAUAGUCAACGGAGUGUAAGAGGCAUUGCAAAAGCGUUUGACAGUUUCUCCUCCUCUUCGGUAGGUGAAGAUAAAAUAACUAUUGGCAAGGUUUCACAGUUAAAGGAUGAGAUUAGAGAUUCAGUAACCGGAUAUAAAUACACCAAUGGGAUGCCACCAAUCAAAAGUGCCACACACCAAGCUAGGCUGGUGGAACCUAGGGAAGCUAGUCUUGAUGAGAUUGAUUAUGAUGACAUAAGUGAGAUUAUUGACGUGGACCAGAUUGUGAUGGAACACUGCCAUUCAACGUAUACCGCCCAACCAUUAGUAUCUAAGUUUACAUCAACUCCAUCUGUGGAUAUAUUUGUUUCCAGAAGAGAAGAAGAGAAAUGUUUGCCUCCUGAAUUGUGUUCCAACUGUAGUCAUGGAAUAAAGCUAGGGCAUUGUCCUGAAGCUUCAACCCAUGUGGAACAAAUGAAAGACACGCUGCUUGCAAUAUCUAAUGAAAUCCUCGACAAUACUACCGACUUGGGCCCUGAUCAUUUUGAAAAGCUUCGUCAAAAGCGGUUACUGUUGAAAAAGCAAAUUCAGCAACUCGAAAUCCUUAUCCAAAAUACAGAAUGCGAAAAAUCUCAGGGUUUGGUAUUAACAGCUAAUCAGAGUAUUCAGUAUGAAACACCUCAAACAACAAAUCAUCAGAUGGUUUAUGCGCAGACAGAUUCUCGAGCUCAUGUAAAAGAGCAAGGCAGAAAUGUAACUGAUAACUGGAAUAGGCCAGAAGACUAUUUAUUUUCUGAAGAUAGGAAUGGUCUUUCAUCUGGUCCUGUACAGAGGAAACAAUAUAUUCCCGAGAAUAUAGAUGUCACUUAUACCGAGAGUUCAAAUGAACAAAGGUGGAGCCGUCGUGAUUUCCCUUGGACGAAAAAUCUGGAGGUCUAUAACAAAAUAGUGUUUGGAAACCACUCAUUUCGACCCAACCAAAGAGAGAUUAUUAAUGCUACAAUGAGUGGUUGUGAUGUUUUUGUUUUAAUGCCAACCGGAGGGGGGAAAAGCUUGACAUACCAGCUCCCUGCUCUGAUCUGUGCAGGAAUAACUUUAGUCAUAUCUCCACUUGUUUCACUCAUUCAAGACCAGAUAAUGAACUUAUUGCAGACCAAUAUACCUGCUGCUUCCUUAAGUGCUGGAAUGGAGUGGGCUGAACAACUAGAGAUACUUCAGGAGCUAAGCUCGGAGAAUUCAAAAUACAAGUUACUGUAUGUCACACCAGAAAAAGUGGCAAAAAGUGAUUCCCUUCUAAGGCACCUUGAAAGCUUAAACUCCCGUAGUUUGCUUACUCGAUUUGUUAUUGAUGAAGCUCAUUGCGUGAGUCAAUGGGGGCAUGACUUUCGACCAGACUACCAGGGUCUUGGUGUUCUGAAACAGAAGUUUCCUAACAUUCCCGUCUUAGCUUUGACAGCUACUGCAACAGCCAGCGUAAAAGAAGAUGUUGUGCAAGCUCUUGGUCUGGCUAACUGUGUUGUGUUCCGGCAAAGUUUUAAUCGCCCAAAUCUAUGGUAUUCUGUUGUGCCCAAGACAAAUAAGUGUCUUGAAGAUAUUGACAGUUUUAUCAAGGAAAACCAUUUUGAUGAAUGUGGCAUCAUUUAUUGUCUUUCAAGAAUGGACUGCGAAAAAGUCACGGAUUCUUUGCAGGCGUUUGGCCGUAAUGCGGCCUUCUACCAUAGCAAUAUGGAUCCUGGUAAACGUGCCUUUGUACAGAAAAAAUGGAGCAAGGAUGAAAUCAAUAUAAUAUGCGCUACAGUGGCAUUUGGAAUGGGAAUCAAUAAGCCCGAUGUUCGUUUUGUCAUUCAUCACUCUCUACCAAAGUCCAUAGAAGGCUAUCAUCAGGAAUGCGGUCGUGCUGGUAGAGACGGCCAGCGGUCUUCAUGUGUUUUGUAUUACAGCUAUACUGAUUAUAUUCGAGUGAAGCAUAUGAUUAGCCAAGGAGGACUUGGCCAAGGCCAUAUGACAAUGGGAUAUAAUCGUAAAAGUUCAGGGAGGAUGCUUGAAUCGAACACCGAAAACCUUCUCCGCAUGGUUAGUUACUGUGAAAAUGAGGUGGAUUGUCGACGUUUCUUACAGCUAGUUCAUUUGGGGGAAAAAUUUGAUUCGACAAACUGCAAAAACACAUGUGAUAAUUGUUCCAGCAUCAAAAGCAUGGUUGACAAAGAUGUAACUUUGAUUGCAAGGCAACUGGUUCAACUGGUGAAGUUAACAGGAGAAAGGUUUUCAUCAGCUCAUAUUGUAGAAAUCUACAGGGGAUCCUUAAACCAGAUGGUAAAGAAAAACAGACAUGAUGCUUUGCACCUGCACGGAGCAGGAAAGCAUUUGGCAAAAAGUGAAGCCUCUCGUAUCUUGCACUAUCUUGUGACAGAGGAUAUUCUCGCAGAGGGUGUACGAAAAAGUGAUCUAUAUGGGUCUGUAUCGUCGUUGCUGAAGGUGAACAGAUCAAAGGCGGUCUCACUCCUUUCUGGAGGCCAGACUAUGACAAUGAGAUUUCCAGUGAAAGUAUUAAAGCCGAGCAAAUCUACAGCAAACCCAGCCAAAGUUCCACUAAAGCAAACUACUCUUCCAAUGGCAAAUACUGCCCCAAAAAGUUCGAAUCUGUCCGACAAUUUGUUCACAGCCUUAAAAAAGCUUCGUACUGAUAUCGUCAAAGAAUCCUCAGAUGUGGCGCCAUACCAUAUAUUCGGCAAUGCCACGCUUCAGCAGAUAAGUAAACGUCUUCCCAAAACCAAAGAGGAACUCCUCGAUAUCAAUGGUCUAGGAAAAGCCAAGGUGAGCAAGUACGGUGAUCGGUUAUUGGAAACCAUAGAAUCAACCAUCAACGACCACUCCAAAACCGUUCCUGGUUCAGGGAAGAGGAGAAGAGACGAGAAUGUAUGUCCGAAUGUGGCAGACGAUGAUGAUUCCGACUGGACUGCGAGUCAAUCCCACAAAAAGGCAGUGAAGAAGAAAAAGUAACACGGUUAAAUAAGCUUUACAGGUUACACAAAAAAAUAUAUAUAGAUAUAUAUAUUUACAAUAAUAGUGAUUAUAAAUCUGUUAAGAAAAAUGGCACUCAUGGGAUCAUAGACCGGCUCGAAUUUAUCAACCAGAUAUGCACCUAGACCGGGCACAUGUCAAGCAACAGGUCAUGGACCGGGAUGUCAUUUAGGGUUAGAUUAAGCAAAUCUUUGUACCUAAGAGUAGUAUACAAGUACAGUGUAUUAUUCAUGAGGGAGUAGUUUAUACUUCAAGUCAAUCGAUACAAGUUUUUAGUGUU
This is a messenger RNA of Capsella rubella, 3706 nucleotides long. RefSeq names its product ATP-dependent DNA helicase Q-like 4B. The record is from RefSeq and is a predicted model, not a curated record. The coding region runs from base 1 to 3405 and encodes 1134 amino acids. Gene Ontology annotation, molecular function: 3'-5' DNA helicase activity; four-way junction helicase activity; ATP binding. NCBI's taxonomy places the organism in Eukaryota, Viridiplantae, Streptophyta, Magnoliopsida, Brassicales, Brassicaceae. The transcript has 25 exons. Gene Ontology annotation, cellular component: cytoplasm; chromosome; nucleus. Gene Ontology annotation, biological process: DNA replication; double-strand break repair via homologous recombination.